AUGCUUGUCUCCGCAAUCCCAGAGCACCUCCAGCAGUGCCCCCGAAAGAUAGCUGCCAAGACACCACCCGGCUUUCAACCUCCUUUCCCAGCUUAUAGUGCCAGCUUCCCCAAGGACACCAAAGAUCUCGUCUUUGCAGUCAUCGGUGCUCAGUACACCUCUGCAUCCAAGGCAGAUGGCGCCGCCGUCACGCAGCUGACGAAAUUCACCACCUCUAAGACCGUGGACGCCGAGGCCCGCCCUCAGUUCGCCGAGUGGGCGUCCGUCACCGACAACAAGGGCUGCUACAACAUUGCACACCUAGCUUACUGGCCGAGCAAGACAGCUUACGAGAAAUGGGCCGUCGACUCAGGGUUCCAACAAUGGUGGGAUGACCUGGACGUCGAGUCACAAAGCCACGGAUGGUUCCUCGAGAUCUUUUUCCCGACGAUUGACCGAUUCGAAACUGUAUUUUCCAACAACGAGGUGCCCGAAGGUGCGGCACAUAUGAGGGAAUGCGUCAGGGGCCCGAUCCAGGAGCAUGUGUACUGGGGUAGCAUGCGUGAUCGCAUGGCUGCCGCCCAGGAUGACGAGCUUGCAGGAGAAAAGGUUGAUCGACCGACGACGACCUCCAAUACCAACGGCACGGAAACCAACGGAGACGCAAAAAAGCCAUCUCGUAGAGUCAAAGUCGGCGGCAAGCACAACUUGGCCGUCAUUCGCUCCGGCCAAGACUGGUCCGACACUUUGCCCGAGGAGCGAGAGCUCUAUCUCAACACUAUGCACCCGGUUCUGAUCAAGGGGAUGAACUUUUUGCGCGAUCAAGGAGAGGAAGUCGGUUGUCACAGCUGCCGAUUUAUGGAUCUAGUUGAUCCCGUAACGGGCAAGGCCGAUAAGGAUCGCACCUUUGGACUGGCGUUCUUCGAUGAGCUAGGCUCGCUGGAAGGAUGGGCCAAGCAACACUCAACACAUCUGGAAAUCUUUGGAGGCUUCUUGCAAUAUGCGAAGAAGCUCGAGAAUAACGUCUCGCUUCGCCUCUUCCACGAAGUGCUAGUACUCAAGCCUGAGCAACAAUUUUUCGAGUACGUUGGCUGCCAUCCGGGCACCGGUUUGCUGGCCAUAGUCUAG
Messenger RNA from Colletotrichum godetiae, 1107 nucleotides. RefSeq names its product phenylacetaldoxime dehydratase. The coding region runs from base 1 to 1107 and encodes 368 amino acids. The record is from RefSeq and is a predicted model, not a curated record. The transcript has a single exon. NCBI's taxonomy places the organism in Eukaryota, Fungi, Ascomycota, Sordariomycetes, Glomerellales, Glomerellaceae.